Messenger RNA from Aspergillus terreus NIH2624, 354 nucleotides. RefSeq lists its product as uncharacterized. The coding region runs from base 1 to 354 and encodes 117 amino acids. NCBI's taxonomy places the organism in Eukaryota, Fungi, Ascomycota, Eurotiomycetes, Eurotiales, Aspergillaceae. The transcript has a single exon. The record is from RefSeq and is a predicted model, not a curated record.
AUGGGCGUUUGCGCCCUUGCGUUGCUCUAUCUGGCGUUGGGUUUGGCAUUCUCGCUACUGGCAUGGUUCGGGUCGGUUCGAAAGUCGUGUUUUGGACCAAAAAAAGCCACGCGGGAUGGCAUGCUUGGCGCAGGACAGGUCCCAAGGGGUCAUGUCGCCGGUUGCUCGAUCGAGAAAGACACGCGGGCCCCUGGCUUCUCAACGCCUUUCACGUCAGGAACACCGAACAACCGUUCAUGCGGCACUGCAGAUCGCGUUCGAUGCCAAGGAUCCCGCAUGCUUCGCACAGGCCGACGCAAUGUGAUUGAGCGCGUUGACACAGUCGCUGCAGGCCGAAUGUACCUUGCAGAUUAA